AUGUCAUGGUUUACUCCGCGCACACACACAAUUCACACCUCAAGACACAACCGACACCUUCCUCUCACACUCCAGCGCGUCACUAAUCUCCUCUCCAACACUUCACACUCCUCCCACUCGGCAGUCAUCAACACACAACUCACUGCAAACCUCAACCGCAUCUCCAUCUCCUUCCUCACAGUAGCCCAAUCCCCACAUACACAUCCUAUCUCCAUUCCACCACCCGCCCAGGCCAAAGAGUACCAUGCCGCCUGCCUGGCCCUGUCCCGUUUAAACCAGGGCUACUCCCAGUCCAGUCACAAACGCGGAGGCGCACGCACAGUCACUGCGGUCACCGCUGCCACGAGUGGGCUGUUGGUGCAGUCCAGUCAGUGGCAGAGUGAAAGCGCGCUCAUGCUCGAGAGGGAGAUGCAGAAGUUUGCGGAUCUGUACUUGGCUCCGAUACAGUCGCUGAUAGCCG
This is a messenger RNA of Sphaeroforma arctica JP610, 460 nucleotides long. RefSeq lists its product as hypothetical. The annotation marks the transcript as partial. Lineage: Eukaryota; Ichthyosporea; Ichthyophonida. The transcript has a single exon. The record is from RefSeq and is a predicted model, not a curated record.